GGUCCGUGUCAGUCAUUUGACUUAUGCAAUCGGCAAAUAGGAGAUGAAAGGCCGGGUCUGAGGUUGUUUUUACAGAGAAGGGAUAGAGAGGAGACAGCACUGAUAUGGGUGAGGCUCAGUCGAGGUCAGUGAUGCUUCACCAUCAGGACCAACCUCUGAACUCGGCGUACGGAGGGCAGGGAGGCACAAAUGAUAGUUCUUCCUCUUCGUUUCGAAACAGGAAGUGCGACAAAGAUGGCAACUUCAACUUCCUGCCCGGAAAGGAUGACGAGGGACUCACAGGCAACGGAGGAGGAGAUGAGAACCGAAACCAGGUGCGUCCCCGUAACUUGGGCCCAUUGGGUCGCGACCCUCCAAACUCCUCGCCGUCUUCUGGGUAUCAUCACAACUCAGGGAUUCUAUCGCCGCGAUCCCGCCUGCCCUGCUGGAGCCCCCUGGAGCCCCUGCCUGAAAUCGAGAGCACGGAUGACGGGUAUGGUCGAGUUCCCCCCGAUGGAGCGGAGGAAAGGAGGAUGGAGGAAGAGGAGGGGAGGAUGAUGAUAAGCCAGAAUGAGGACAAGCAGAAAGAAAUAGGGAAGCUGCAGAGGAGGAAAAGCAGCUUGGGAUUCAGAGGAAGCGAGGAAGCGGAGGAAGAGGUGGGGCUGGUGGAGGAUGAUGACGAAUGGGGAGACAGCGACUCGGAGUCUGACUUCAGCUACCGGUCCGGCAGCAGCAUGUCCUCCCUCAACUUGGAGAGUGGGGGAGAAGGGAUGCUGAUGGGGGGUUGGGACCGCAUCGGGGUCGGGGAACCAAAGUCCAACUACCAGGAAACUGACCAGAGCAGAAACAGCAGCAGAGAACCACCUGUAAGACACCGCAGCUUCAGCCGCAAGUCGCUGACAGCAAGCAACCUGGCAGAUCUUCAGGAGGAAGGAACAGAAGAGCAAGAUGACCAUGACCAGUCUUCAGACUCAGACGCUGAGCUGCCAGAGCUGAUGGACGCCGUCUGGACGCUGCGGGACCGCGAGCGCUUCAAGGCCCAGGAGAUGGAGAAGCACCAGGUGCAGCUGACCAUGUAUCGCCGCUUGGCGCUGAUCCGCUGGGUCCGCACGCUGCAGGGACGCAUCCAGGAGCAGCAGAACCGCCUGCAGUCCAGCUUCGACGUCAUCCUCACACACAGGAAGGAACUGCUGCGCAUGGGUGCCGCCGCUGCCGUCACCAACCCCGCCCCCACCGCUGCUGUCGGCCAGUCAUAAACAGAGAGAGAGAGGGAGGGGAGGAACUGACAGGAAGUGGUUAAAAACAGCAUUUUUGCUCUGUUUGCCAUUUCCCCUAAAAAAAAAAAACAAACAAAAAAAAACAGACUAUCUCCCAUCAUCCUGUUUGAUGUGACUCAUUUUGCUGAUUGUAAUGAUGCAAAACCCUUGUGUUUUUGUUGAUUUGCGUUACUGGUUCUCCCACCCAGAGCAUCGAUAAAUGUAUUCAACUCAUCUUCAUUCAGGAGGACCCAAAGCCUGUCCCUUCACCAAACCAAAAUGUCAGACUUAAGAUAUAUUCUGAUCAAAGCAAUGGCAAGAUAAACACUUAAUUGUGAGAUUAAUAAGAUGUUUAUAUCAAAAAUGUUCUACGUGUGUAUGCUGUUACUGUUUGUCUUGACUGAGUAGAAAACACCUGCUGUACCAAAAAAAAAGUAUCAGAGAAUAUCAUAGAUUUAACAGUGAGUUUAGAGAUGAUUUAUACCCUGAGAUGCUGUAUAGAAUUACAAUAAAUUAAGAAAUAAAAUGAC
This is a messenger RNA of Seriola dumerili (greater amberjack), 1765 nucleotides long. It is a transcript of the gene cunh1orf216, whose product is annotated as chromosome unknown C1orf216 homolog. Bases 105 to 1235 code for a protein of 376 amino acids. The record is from RefSeq and is a predicted model, not a curated record. The transcript is spliced from 2 exons. Lineage: Eukaryota; Metazoa; Chordata; Actinopteri; Carangiformes; Carangidae.